GCCAAUUUAAAGCGUACCUGAAGCGGGAGCGAGCGGCGGCGGCGGCGGGUCUUGCCGUGAGGGGGCAGAAAAGCUGAGCCAGCGGCUGCUGCGCCCGCUGCCUUUCCCUCGGCGCCCUUCUCUCCCGAGCUGCAGCGCAGGAGCCCGUCUACGAGCGGAGCCACCAUGAUCGGCCAGAAGACGCUGCUCUCGUUCUUCUCGGCGGCGCAGGCCAAGAAGCGGAGCCGCUCCCCGGAGCCAGUCGGGGCCGCUGAGGUACAAAGGGAGCCAGGCGAGAGGGCACGGGGAGCUCGCUCGCUCGAGGGGCUCGCUUCCAGCGGGGGAGAAAAAGGCGCCUUCCUGAGGUACCGGCCAAUGGGAAGCGCUUUAGCCGCCCUCAAGCCAAUGGGAAGCGUCCGGGGGUGGGAGUAAGUCCGACUCGGCGCUCUUAACCAAGAAGAGCUAGGGCUACCUUAGCAACAGAGAUCAACUGAGGGCAGGGGCUUUCAAGCAGAACUGCGAUAGGGCGAGCGGGCUGCAGGGCUCGGGACCGGCGACCAAUUAGGAAGCUGUUUUGAUGGCCCGUAACCAAUGAGAAAGGAAGGGGGCGCUAUCUCGCAAGUGAUAGGCCGAUACACGGCGCUUUUGGCGUCGCUGGCCAAUUGGGCGCGAAAGUCGCCCGUGUUUUGUUUUCUCAUGGCGGCGGUGGCGGGCCGUGGUCUGGCCGCUUGGCCGCCCCUCACGCGCUUCUUCCGCCCGCAGGCAGGCUCUCCGAAGAGGUCGAAGGCUGGCGCUCCGUCCCCGCCUCUCAGCCCGGAGCAGCUGGAGCGGAUCCGCCGGAACAAAGAGGCGGCCUUGCAGAGACUCGCUUCCCGCCUCAGCAGCCUCGCUCCUCCGGAGGUCGCGCCGGACUGGAGGCUCGCUCUCGCCGGGGAGUUCGCCAAGCCCUACUUCGCCCAGGUGGGCCAGGGGCGGAGAGGAAGGCGGGGGGCGGCCAUGGGCAGGGCAAGGAUGGGUCUCAGCCCAUCUCCCCUACCUGACGGCCUUUGAACUGGAGAGAAGGUCGAUUGCAACGCACCUUAUGCGAGCAAAGGAUGUGCUCCCGCACGGAGCUGCAGUCCGGGCCACUUUAAUAGAUCCCCCCCUAAUUUAUUAUAUCGAAAACAGAGCUGCUGUUGCUGUGCUGUGUUAAAUGGACUGUACCAAAAUCUGCACACUUGCCUGCCUUGGUGCCUGUCUCUUUCCUCCUUUACAGACAUGCAUUUCUUCCCUUUCUGUUUUAUGCCACGUCGAUAGCUUAUUCAGUACUUGGUAGCAGACUUCUAUGCUUGUUACUCGCGCAAGUGUGCCGCUGGGUUCAAUAGGGCUUCCUAGUAAGUGUAUGUAGGGUUAUUUAUAUAUUUAUGAUUAAAGUUUUCCUUGGCUUAAACACCUUGUCUUUUUUUUCAAGUUGUGCUGUACAGUCUUUUCUACAGAUCAGUUACAUUGUUGAGUACAGUAAGGUUUGGGAGAGGAGGGGUGGUGGUGAAAUUGUAUGUGUAGGGUUCUAGUCCUGCAACCUGGUCUUUUGUAUGUUUGCAUGGAAGCUGUUCCUUCUAUAUUUCAUGGAGCUAGCACUCAUGGAAAUUUACAUAGGAUGUGGUCUUACUCUCCUUGUGUAUACUGUAUUUACAGAAUAAUUAAGUGGUUAUUCCUGUCUACCUUGCGGGCCCAAAGUGGCAUUAACAGUUCCUCCAAAACCAUUAUUGAUCAGCCUUUAUAUACAAGAGAGAUGCAAAGUAUUUAGAUUUGAUCUACCCUGUCUCAAGAAGCUCCUGGUGGCUAGAAGUAUUUUGUUAAUUAUUGAGCAUGUAUCUUGCUGCAACUGACGUUGGAGUCCAUAGAUGUUAGGCAAGAAGCUGUGGCUAAAAAUUGGAGAGGGGUUCCAGGGUCAUCACUUGUCCUGAAAUGGGAGGCUCCACCUUGCAAUAUUCCCCUCACUUUCAAGCAUGUUUCUCAAGUUUCUGUAUCUCUUGAACGUUCAUCACAACUUUUCUGAAAACUUAGCUGCCUGACUUAUAUCAUGGGAUCCAAUUUCAAGUCUGGGUGAAGCAAACUCUUCACAUCUUUAAAAACAAUUGGUUGGCUGGCCUCUCUUUAAAGCCUUGGGAUGUAUUGACAGAAGAAAGCUUUACGCAUUAACUGAACUGAAAUUUUAAAAUGACUGCUUGAAACACAAUAUUGUGUGUGACGCCUAGGUGCUUUUGUGCAAUCAAACCGCAACCUACUGAACCUGCUGGCCCUCCUUAACCAGGAUUGGAAACUGUCUGCUUCUGUUUCCCAAAACAGCUAAUGGACUUUGUUGCUGCAGAGCGCAAACGCUACACAGUGUAUCCAGCUGUGCAUCAAGUCUUCACCUGGACUCAGAUGUGCAGUAUCCGUGAUGUGAGUAAACCUGGUACAAUCAGCCCUACAUUUAUUCUACCUUUUCCUUCAGGAGUCACUAAGUUGUCAGUGAUAUCUUCUCUUUUUUCCGCCUCUAGAUAAGUGUUGCACUUUCUGUCUGCAUUGUUUUGAAAACCAUGGGCUAGUAACAAUAAUGUUUGGUGCUGCUAGUUGCAUUUUGGCCUCAGAAUGUUUUGCAUACACUACUGUAUCUAAGUUGUCCUGACUGUAAAGGGAGGCCACUAUUAGUUAAUCCAAUUGGAUAAAUGCUAGGUGAAGCUGAAAGGGGUGGAAUGGAAUGGAAUGGUGGGGCUUCCUUAAAACUACCCAUGUUCUGAGAUUUGAACAUGGAGCUUUUAAUCAAGCACGCUACAUAAUAAUAAUUUAUAAUCAUUAUUUAUUUGUACCCCAUCUGACUGGGUUGCCCAUGAACUGUGGUGUUUAUAUAGUUGUCCCAUUGGUCUUCUCUGGAACACACGAGAGAAAGAGCAAGGGAUAACCAGCCACAUACUGUGUCCUACCAAAGGGACGUAUUAAACUGGGCAGAGAUGAAUGACAGCAGGAGUGAUUGUAUUGAACAAAUUUCCGCUUUUGUAACUUUGUUCAGGUAAAAGCUGUCAUCUUAGGCCAAGACCCAUAUCAUGGACCCAACCAAGCACACGGACUCUGUUUCAGCGUCCAGAGACCAGUUCCACCUCCACCCAGGUAAGAUUAGGCUUUAAACUUUGUGGUCCUAUUAGGACCAGAUAUGCAAUACUGCCUUUCCAUUAGUCUUUCAGUUGCAUAGUUAUCACUAAUAUGUUAUGUAAUAAAUGAAAUCCCUAUGAUACAAAUGCAUGAGAGGAAGUCUGUCAAAACCUUUCUUAUUUUUGAUCGUAGCCUAGAGAACAUCUACAAAGAACUGGCUGAAGACAUAGAAGGCUUUUCUCAUCCUGGCCAUGGAGACUUGACCGGGUGGGCUAAACAAGGUGAAGCAGGAUCAAAGUUUGUUGGGCGCUUUUCCCCCUGUGGUGGGCUUCCCCCAGCUACUAUCAUGUGUGUUUUUCACAUUCUGGAUACAGAUUGCUUCUUUCCAGCAGCCAAUGGUAGUACUUGCAGCAGUGGAUGGAGAAUUCCUUUCAGCACGCCCCAGAUUUUAGCAAGGAAACAGCCCCUGAACAUCCAACACAAUCCCAGCCUCCCGCUGCUUCAGAGAGGCUAGAUCUUGCUGAAAAGAGCAAUCUUAGCUCAAAUACAGUGGUACUCCGGUUGCAAACGGGAUCCGUUCCAGAGCCCCGUUCGCAACAUGAGCAGAACACAACCCGCUUCUGCGCAUGCGCGUGACGUCAUUUUGCACAUUUGUGCAUGCGCGAGUAGCAAAACCCAGAAGUAACCCUUUCCGGGUCGCCGCAGGACGCAACCUGUAAAAACGUAUCAUGAAGCAAACGUAACACAAGGUAUGACUGUACAGUACAGACUUUACAGAACAGUGGAUAGUUUUGCUGCUACAUGCAGCUCCCUUACAGAACAGCUGCUUAUUAUAAGUUUAUACAGCCAUUAGCAUUAAAUUAAACACACAAGCUACAAUAAAAUGCCCUCAAAUACACUGGGAGGUGGGGGUUGACUUCUGAUGAUGAUGCAGAAUUUGGCUGGGAUAAACAUACUGAAUAAACAUAUUUUGUGUGCAGAGUAUUGAUCAUUUGCCCUUCCUAGCAGCAAAAGCAGCAUAUUUUUAUUUAAUGUUUUCUGCAUGCUUGCUCACCCUUUCCUGUUUCAUUUUCAACCUAGGAGUACUGCUACUCAAUGCUGUUCUUACAGUCCGAGCACACCAAGCCAACUCCCACAAAGAGAAGGGCUGGGAGCAGUUCACAGACGCAGUGGUCUCCUGGCUAAACAGCAACUUGGAUGGUGUGGUCUUCAUGCUUUGGGGGGCUUAUGCUCAGAGGAAAGGCAGCUCUAUUGACAGGGUAAGUGCACCGUUGCUUUUCCAUUCCUCUGGAAGUGACACUAGUCUGGACAGGGGGAAAAGGCUGGAAGCUGGUCUGUGUGGUAGGCAGCAUGGAAUCUAAUCCUGAGCUUGGAUUAUCGCCUCAUGCAGCACCCAUUAGAGUACAUUGUUUUAAAAGGGUAUUCUGGGACUGCAGAACUGGGAUUAUUAGAGGAUGGGCUCAGGUUUGGUCAGUGUUUCUGUUAAAUGAUAUUGGUCCAUGGAACAGCAGUACAAAACCUAAGAUUCUGCAAAUGUGGUGGCAGUUCAGUGGGGCGGGAUGACUACAAGGUCUUAAAAUCUCUGAUUUCUUGCAGAAACGGCACCACGUCCUACAGACAGCUCACCCUUCACCCCUGUCAGUGCACAGGGGUUUCUUUGGCUGUAAGCAUUUCUCUAAAACAAAUGAAUUGCUGAAAAAGUCUGGGAAGAAGCCCAUUGAUUGGAGCACCCUGUGACACAGAAUUUGAAACCAACUGUGUUUGAUUCUUAGAGUACAGUCACUACUUGGGAAAAAUUCUUUGGAUUUGUUUUAAUUGAAUGUGCCAGAUCAAAGAGUCUACUCCAAAUCUCUUAUUUUGGAGUAGCUUUGAAUUUAAUGGAAUUAAUCCUGAAAAUGUGUUUUUCACAUUCUUGGUGCAUUUUGGGACAAAAAUAGAUUGGCUGAGAUGUUACCCUUUUUAUGUUCACUCUGGCUAGUGCCAAGGAAGGCAUUCCAUUCUGUUAUUAGCUAUUGUAAAAUGGGCUUGUUGGUUUUUACUCCCCAUUUUGUACAUCUCAUGUUGAGGGAAAUGAAAGCACCUUUUCAUAUAUAUUUUUACACCAAAGAAUUUCAUUUUUCAUUUUUGGCCCACUCAGUGAAGUAUCCAUUUAGCAAACUGUUUAUGAUGUACAAAUCAAUGUCUUAUUUAGUCUUCUAAGCUUGUCCUUUUAUCAGUUGUCAAUUAAAAGUUGCAUCAGUUGCUGUGAACUGUGACCCUGUUUUCACAGUUUUCUGAGGUCUGCAGGAAUUAGAUCAGCUGUGGCAAAGUCAAAGGAUUCCAGUUGCUUUCUUCUUAUUGGGAUAGGGAAAGGAUGGAGCCAGAUGUUGGAAAGCAUUGCCUGACCUAUGGGAGAAGUGGGGUUCCCAGUGCUAAUGAUGGUUGUGUUGGGGAAAACAUCACACAUGAAAAUCUUAUUCAGCCACAGUUGGCAGCUAAACUUCUGUUGCAGGUAUUGGGCUUGUAGGAGCUGUCAUUAUCAACUUCUGUAAAUUAUAAGAAAGUCUGGCAUACCCUUUUUAUGUGCAAAUUGCAUAAUAAGAUAUUCUGUUCUGGUAUGUUUUAAAUACCAAAUUAUGACUUGUACUUGUGGUGGUUUUUUUACUCUUUGUACCACUAGGUGACAACAAUGCAACUAUUUCUUUUUUUACAGUCACUGUAUAUUUGUUAUAAAAAUAAACAUCUUUGUUAUUUGCUGU
This is a messenger RNA of Podarcis lilfordi (Lilford's wall lizard), 5828 nucleotides long. Lineage: Eukaryota; Metazoa; Chordata; Lepidosauria; Squamata; Lacertidae. The record is from the annotation of a GenBank genome assembly.